Molecule: messenger RNA, 879 nt
Organism: Heteronotia binoei (common prickly gecko)
Lineage: Eukaryota; Metazoa; Chordata; Lepidosauria; Squamata; Gekkonidae
Gene: IGSF6
Product: immunoglobulin superfamily member 6
Exons: 6
Coding region: 61-768 (235 amino acids)
Source: RefSeq, a predicted model, not a curated record
ACAUCCUUUUCUUCUACUUGCUGAAACAGAAGCUCUUUUUGAAGUAACCUUGUGAACGAAAUGGCAACAUGCAAACAACCAGCUUUCACUCUGGCAAUGAAGUUCACCUGGAUAUUAUACCACGCUGGAGCUGCUGCGGUGGGUAUACCUUGCACAGUCAAAGUAACUCAGCCUCGAUCCCUGGAAGCUGAUGCUGCCUCAAGCAACGUUACGAUAUCAUGCGCUUUUUCCACUGAAGGGUGUCGUAGCCUCUCCCCUACAGUCCACUGGUUCCGGUACCUGCCCCACGCCCAUGAAGAUCUGUGCAUGCCAAAAUGCACGCAGAGUGCGAAGUUCCAAGCCGCCAGCACAGUGCCUGAAAAGCAGGCUUCCAUUAGGAUCAGCAAUGUCAACGUAGAGGACAGUGCCAUUUACUUCUGUGGGGUUGCAUUUGCCAAUUCAGCCGACCCUCUCUCCAAGCAGACCGGGGAAGGAACAGCAUUAACGAUAAGAGGAAGCAAGAAACACAGCGCAGGAGUCUACAUUAUGGUGGCUGUUUUGUUGCUACUGUUCAUCUACAUCGCUGCCUUAUUUGCAAGUUUUAAAGUCUUCUCCAAGCCCAAAGCCAAGGAAGCAAAGAGAAGAGGCCACAACACUGGGGUUCCCAUCAAGGAGAGUGGGCGAUCGAUUUCUCGAGCCAUUGCACAGGAACUGCGCAAAAAGAAAGACAAGUUGAACGGCCGGCCUCGACAGCGCUUGGAAAAGGAAACCAUCUACCAAAACAACUGAACAGUCACAGUACAUGUGCUGAGGCCUCCUGGAACAGAAUGUACUUCCAAACACAGCUGUAGUGUUUAAACAAUUGCUAUGAUCUUUGAAUAAAGAAAUAAAUCAAUCUUA